AUGGUUCAUUUGACUUCACCUUUCACACUUGCCCUUGCUGGUCUCGCCAGCUUCGGACUCGCUCAUCCUGGACAUGAUGUCAAGGCUGAAGCUGCCGAACGCGCUGCAUACCUGAAAAGUGUUCCUGUCCAGUCCCGUAGUCUUUCCCAAUGUGCCUCCAACUUCGAAAAGCGCGGUGUCGAGAACCCUAACGUUGCACGUCGUCACGCCGCUGUGGAAGAAUUGCGACGCAAGCGCGGUCUUACUACUAGUCCGGGAUACCUGAAGGCCCGCGAUUUGGACUCUACCUUGGCAACUACCCACCAUUCUAACUUGACUCAUGUUGAUCCAUCCACUGAUCCGCGGGUUUUGUUCGGCUCCGAGGGAACCUGUAUUGUUCAGCCCGAGGUUACUCAAGGACCUUACUACAUUGCUGGCGAGCUCAUCCGCGAGAAUAUUGCGGAAGAUCAGGCUGGCAUUCCGCUUUACAUGGAUAUUCAGCUGAUUGACACCAAUACCUGCCAGCCUCUGCCUCACAUCUAUACUGAUAUCUGGCACUGCAAUGCUACCGGAGUUUACUCUGGUGUUGUCGCGAAUGGCAACGGUAACCAAAAUGAUACUACUAACUUGAACACCACUUUCCUUCGUGGUGUCCAGAAGAGCGGAAAUGAUGGUGUUGUCCGAUUUGAAUCCAUCUUCCCUGGUCACUAUACCGGUCGUGCUAUCCACAUGCACGUGGUCACCCACCCAGCGAACGAAACCAAAAUCCUCCCCAACGGUACCAUUGCCGGUAUCUACGACGGGCACUCGUCUCAUGUGGGCCAAAUCUUCUUGGACCAGGAUCUGAUCAGCGCCGUCGAAGAAUACGAGCCAUACUCGUCCAAUACCCAGGAGUUGACCACGAACUCAGAGGAUAGUAUCUUGGAAGCCGAGACUGAUAAUGUGGAUCCUUUUAUGGAGUAUGUUUACUUGGGUGACAAGGCCUCGGACGGAAUCUUUGCUUGGAUUUCCAUUGGGGUUAACUCCAAGCGCGAUGAUAGCCUCUCUCCGGAGGGCUACUGGACUAAAGAUGGCGGUGAAGUGAACGAUGACUUUGAGAUGAACAUGGCUGGUAUGGGUGAUAUUGGAAACAUGGGCCCUACUUCUAGUGCUGUGGCUUCGUCUAGUACUUCUGCUUAG
Molecule: messenger RNA, 1158 nt
Organism: Aspergillus affinis
Lineage: Eukaryota; Fungi; Ascomycota; Eurotiomycetes; Eurotiales; Aspergillaceae
Product: intradiol ring-cleavage dioxygenase
Exons: 5
Coding region: 1-1158 (385 amino acids)
Molecular function (GO): oxidoreductase activity, acting on single donors with incorporation of molecular oxygen, incorporation of two atoms of oxygen; iron ion binding
Source: RefSeq, a predicted model, not a curated record